AGACACAACCCCCUCUUCAUUCUCUUCCCACUUUUUAAAACCCCCCUUCAACCCAACAAGAUAAAGAAAGAAGAGUAGAGUUCCUUAAGUUAUUGUAAGUGAACUUCCAAGUAAACUCCAGUUUCAGUUCCAGUUCCAGUUUCAACUUCAGAGAUUGUUAAGAAGAAGAAGGAUUCAUUUGUUUUUGGUGGAAAGAUAAGCAUAUGAUAAGAAGAGGAUGAUGAUGAUGGCUGAAGUAGGAGAGCAGCAAAGGAGAAGAGAACCUCAUGAUUAUCAUCUCUACAACAACACCACCAACAACAACACCAACAGCAACAAUGGAAAUAGUACUAGUAAUAAGAAGCUCAAAACAGGAACUACUACUACCACUACUACUACUCUUCAUGAUGGUUCUUUCCAUAAGCCCAUCUCCUCCAAACAGGAGAAGAAUGAUAAAUUUGGGGAAAGAGUGGCAGCUCUGCAGCAGUUGGUCUCACCAUUUGGGAAGACGGAUACUGCAUCAGUUCUUUCAGAGGCCACUGGAUACAUAAGAUUCCUUCAUGAACAACUGCAGGUGUUAAGUGCUCCUUAUAUUGGAACUCCAACAAUGCAAAACAACACACAAGAUGAAAAAUAUAGCCUGAGAAGGAGAGGAUUGUGCUUGAUGCCAAUUACUGCAACUCAGAGCUUGUCACAAAGCAAUGGAGCAGACUUAUGGGCUCCCACAAAGCAUACAAGCUACAACCUUCAUGGUGUUCCUUAGAGACAAGCAUAUGACAUUUCAUUUUAUUUCACAGUAAUAAAUAAAUAAAUAUCUUUACUUUAUUUUUAUUUUAUUUUUUAACAAACAUGGGAGUGUUACUAUUACUAUCUAUUAUUACCAUAGAUUCUAACUAUUCAUCUUAUAAUCCUGACUAGAAAUUUAAAUUAAGCUAUAGAUUCAGAGCAAUGAGAACAUGGCAGUCUUGGUCUACUGAAAAUUUGUACAAGAGUACAAUGAGUACACUCAGUGCAAUUAUCAUAUAUGGCUGUAAAUAAAAGCAAUGGUGUUUUUCCAAA
Molecule: messenger RNA, 1038 nt
Organism: Dioscorea cayenensis subsp. rotundata (Guinea yam)
Lineage: Eukaryota; Viridiplantae; Streptophyta; Magnoliopsida; Dioscoreales; Dioscoreaceae
Product: transcription factor bHLH153
Exons: 5
Coding region: 218-742 (174 amino acids)
Biological process (GO): regulation of transcription by RNA polymerase II
Cellular component (GO): nucleus
Molecular function (GO): RNA polymerase II cis-regulatory region sequence-specific DNA binding; protein dimerization activity; DNA-binding transcription factor activity, RNA polymerase II-specific
Source: RefSeq, a predicted model, not a curated record